UCAAGUCCCGUCUUCACUGCCGCCGUCAAAUACACCUCCGCACCCAAUACCCACCCCAUAGUGACAGCAUUGAUAAGAAACAAGAAGCCAUAGCCAUAAUCUCAAGAAUCCCCCUCCUAGACCCUAGUCACAUAACCACAACCACAACCACAAGCCCAUCCACAUCCACAGCACCAACCACACCAUGUCAAAACCCCACAUCCUCCUCCUCAAUGGCCCAAACCUCAACCUCCUCGGCCUGCGCGAACCACACAUCUACGGCUCCACAACCCUCCCCGCUCUAACCACCACCCUCAAAUCCCACGCCUCCACUCUAGGCCUGCACCUCACCGCCUUCCAAUCCAACCAUGAAGGCGCCAUACUCGACCACCUUCACAGCCACUACCCGCAAGCCCAACUCCCAACCUCACAAACCCCUCACACCCCCUUCGACUUCAUAAUCAUCAACCCCGGCGCUCUCACACACACGAGUAUCGCGCUCCGCGAUGCGUUGCUAGGUAUUGGGGUGCCGUUUGUCGAAGUGCAUGUGAGUAAUGUGCAUGCGCGCGAGGAGUUUCGGCAUAGGAGCUUUCUGUCGGAUAGAGCGGAAGCGGUGAUUUGUGGGUUAGGGGUGUGGGGGUAUGAGGUUGCGGUCGGGUUUGCGGCGAGGUAUCUUGCGGCGAAGGGGGUGCUGGGCGCAGAAGGAAAGGGCGAGGGGCAGGAGCUGGGGUGAACGAUCGGCGAGGAUGGGCGAGAACAGAAGCGAGGAUGGGAUGUUGAAGAUUGAGUUCUCGGGGGUUAGGAAUAUUGGGAAGGAGAA
Pseudovirgaria hyperparasitica is the source of this 799-nucleotide messenger RNA. RefSeq names its product catabolic 3-dehydroquinase. Gene Ontology annotation, biological process: quinate catabolic process. Bases 185 to 712 code for a protein of 175 amino acids. The record is from RefSeq and is a predicted model, not a curated record. Gene Ontology annotation, molecular function: 3-dehydroquinate dehydratase activity. Lineage: Eukaryota; Fungi; Ascomycota; Dothideomycetes; Acrospermales; Acrospermaceae. The transcript has a single exon.